Molecule: messenger RNA, 780 nt
Organism: Verticillium alfalfae VaMs.102
Lineage: Eukaryota; Fungi; Ascomycota; Sordariomycetes; Glomerellales; Plectosphaerellaceae
Exons: 2
Coding region: 1-780 (259 amino acids)
Source: RefSeq, a predicted model, not a curated record
AUGCCGUCUGUCGCCGAGGAACACCACCGAGUCUUGUCUGCCGGUAAGAAGCGCAGACGAGACAACGAUAUAGACAGCCUCCAAGGUGCCAUUUAUGAACAAGCCCAGCACCAUAUCCAGCAGCAAUAUGCCUUUGCCGACUUUGGAAAACUCCUCCAGCAUCACGAUGCUGCCCUCCCGCUGGACGCCUACGACAGUCUGGCGAGGAAGAUCAUGCCCAUAAAGCGCCAGCGUUUUUUGGAGGCUGAGGACGACAAUGCGACGUACAACCCUGAUGGCCACCACCGGGCCCGGAAACACAGCCGCUCGCCCUCAGGCACAGCCGCCUCUCGCCCGCCAGCCGCCCACCGUCUCACAUCCAGCGCCGCGCUCGCCCCUUGUCACGUGUGCCACCGCCGGCCGACGAAGAAGUCUGACCUCGACUCGUUCGCCGAGUGCCACGGCUGCAAGGCCCGUACGUGCUUCGUGUGCCUGCGUCAGUGCAAGGGCUGGAUGCCCGAGACGCAGCAGGGCGAGCGGCUGUGUGAUAUUGAGAGCCGAGACUACGAGGAGACUCUCUCGCGGUCUUUCCACAUGGAGGACGCCGACGGUGCUGCCGCAGGACACCAGGUUGAUCUCGGGCAGGCUGAGACGCAAGGCGAGCGGUCUGCGGUGGGGUCAAGACGGGCAGGAGACGGCUGGAGCUCCAUGGGCCACCAGCAGGUUGUCUGCAGUAAAUGCUGCAUCGAACGUGGGCAAGAGGGGGAUGUGGUCUGUCUGGGCUGCCUCUCUCAGAUGUAA